Oryctolagus cuniculus (rabbit) is the source of this 2514-nucleotide messenger RNA. The record is from RefSeq and is a predicted model, not a curated record. NCBI's taxonomy places the organism in Eukaryota, Metazoa, Chordata, Mammalia, Lagomorpha, Leporidae.
CUCAGGAUUACCUCACACGUCCCAGCCGGCUUCCCCGCCCCGUUGGCUGGGGGCCGGCCCUCAGCCCUGGAAGCCCCUUUUCCCCACAGGCCCGGGAACCCAGGGGCCGACAUGGGUCUUCCCCUCGCUGUCAGCUGAGCCGGGACACUGGCUGCCCGCUCGGAGACCAUGGAGAGGGGCGGCCGCCUGAACUCAGGCUCCUUUCUUCGGGGGUGGUAGACGGCAGCCAGAGGGCCCUCCGAGGAAGGGCCAGGCAGGCACGUGGAGCCUCCGGGAGCUCGAGUUCCCCGUGCCUCUGCUCGUGCCUUCGCGGGAAGACCGCCUGCACUCCCACUCCCCUGCGGGUCUCCUUUUCUGCUGCACUCCACGGUCUCUGUGCUUUGCUGAGCAGGUACCAGCGGGCCCAAGUUCUCCUGGCAGGAGGGCCAGAAGCGGCUGCCACUCAUCGGGUGCAUCUCCUCUUCAUCACCCUUGUGGUCUCGCUCAUCGUUCUCUUCCACUUCUGGCGGGGCCACACGGGGAUCAAGUACAAGGAGCCGGUGGAGAGCUGCCCCAGCCACACCGUUCGCUGUGAUGGGGUGGUGGACUGCAAGCUGCAGAGUGACGAGCUGGGCUGUGUGAGGUUUGACUGGGACUCAUCUUUGCUGAAAGUCUACUCUGGCUCCUCCCACCAGUGGCUGCCCGUCUGCAGCCACAGCUGGAACAACUCCUUCUCCGAAAAGACCUGUCGGCAGCUGGGUUUCAAGAGCUCACGUCCACCCUGCCUGCCUCCCCAUGCAUGGACAGACCUUCAGUCUCAAUGAGACCUGCUGGAUCACAGGCUUUGGCAAGACCAAGGAGACAGACGAGAAGACAUCCCCGUUCCUCCGGGAGGUGCAGGUCAACCUCAUCGACUUCAGGAAGUGCAAUGACUACCUGGUCUACGACAGCUACCUCACCCCGAGGAUGAUGUGCGCUGGGGACCUGCGUGGGGGCAGAGACUCCUGCCAGGGAGACAGCGGGGGGCCUCUUGUCUGCCAGCAAAACAACCGCUGGUACCUGGCAGGUGUCACCAGUUGGGGCACAGGCUGUGGCCAGAGAAACAAGCCCGGUGUGUACACCAAAGUGACAGAAGCCCUCUCCUGGAUUUACAGCAAGAUGGAGAGUGAGACGCGCUUCCGGAAAUCCUAACCAGUGUCCUGCCCGCCACCCCCCUACUCACAGCACUGGCUGCUGGGAAGACUCCGGCCCAAGGGCCCUGGCCAUUUGCAACGUCUUCUGGACACCUGCGUUACUCCCCCCUCCACCAUGUGCUGCUGUGUGUGAGUGUGAGCAAGUCUGAGUGCGAGUGUGUGCACAUGUGUGUGUUGCUGCUCUUCCAAGUUCUACAGGAACCGGGAGAGCUGUUGCUCCCCCCAGAAUCCCAGGCAUUUUCUGCAGAUGAGGGUCUGGGUACCAUGAUGUUCCCACAGAAGUGUCCACAGACAAACAGAGAGUCCAGAGAAGGGCCGGAAGGUGACAUCGGCAGUUCCUGCUCCUCUGACCCUGACUAAGGGGCCAGCCCAGAGUGGGCAUCACCCCUGCAGCGCUGGUGACACUGUUGCUGUCCCAGAACAGAUGAGGGGCUUUGUUGGAGCGCCGGCUUCAUGGUGCCUGGACUGUGCUUAGCAGGAGGCCCUCAGUGUUGUGAGCACAGCGCCCCCGCCCAGCCGUGGUCCAGAGCCAGGCGGCGCUGUGGCCCACCACGCUGUCAACCGUGAACAGGGCCCAUGGUACCUGUUUGGUCACAAACUGCUGGCACAGGGUUUAUUUUAUUUUUAUAUUUAAGAAAUGCAAACAUGUAUUUUUGAAGCGUCUCCAAAAUCAGUCGCCCCAAGAACUCUAUGGGACUCAUACGACUUGUGCCCUUCCGCAGCCCUACAAAAUGUUGCUGGCUUCGAGGAGCGGGCUGAAGGGACUAGAGGAGUCCCCCUGCUGGAGAGCCAAAGUCGGCCUCUGUGAGACACUCGGGGAAGCAAACCCGCGUCUGGGCGGCCGGCAGACCCAGCCCAGGGAGAGCGGCUCUUCUGCAUGCCAGGGCUGCAGGCUGCUCCUGUGCAGGCCCCCAGGAGCCCCGGGAAGUCCAGGUGGACAGCUCCCUCGUGCCCGGGGCCAUCCUGGGACAUGGGGGUCUCUCUCAGCUUUCUCCGUCUUACGCUUUCUUAGCUAUUCCAGAAACAUGACCCUGCCAUGGCCCCUGCCGUGGAGAGAAAGCUGAGCACUGAGGCUCAGAGUCAGUGCUCCUCCCGCCAGCCGUCAGUGUGGCUGGCCUCCUCGCCACGGAGGGUGGGCACCUUCCUGGCCUUUUGUCCGGGGGUGCCCAUACCUCCCUAGCCCCACUCUACUCCCUCUCUGUGGGUGUCUGGGCUCAGGCACUGCCUCAGAUGGGACUGGGAACAUUGACGAUUGUCACCAAGGCCAGGGAGGGGGCAACACUCAUGUCGCGACAGUCCCCCAGUAAUGGUCUUCUGCAAUAAAAUUGUGGGACCUGAAGAA